AUGUCGGACGAGCAUUCGCAUGCGCAUUCCCAGGGACAUGGACAUGACCACGACCAUGCGCACUCGCAUUCGCACGAGGCACAGGCACCCCACCUUUUCCAAGCGACAUCAUCUACCGACCAACCACCCGAUGGAUGGCGCGAAAGCGGCGUGCGCGUCAUCCCAGGCGACAGCUUAGACGCGAACACGGCGCAGACGCCCGGUAUGCGACGAGCAGCAGCGAUCAACACGGCACGCACGGGUGCGCAGAGACUGUGGGCAGGCACAGUCAAGAUCCACCCCAAUGCAAAGACUGGCGCGCAUCACCACGGCCAUCUCGAGAGCGUUAUCUACGUCGUCAAGGGUAAAGCACGCAUGCGCUGGGGUGACAGUCUCGAGUUCACGGCUGAGGCAGGGCCGGGAGAUUUCAUUUAUGUGCCGCCUUAUGUGCCACAUCAGGAGAUCAAUGCCAACGAGGAGGAGGAGCUGGAGUGUGUGCUUAUGAGGAGUGAUGGCGAGGCUAUUGCUGUCAACUUACCAGAUGUUGUUCCUGUCGAAAAUCCUGAAGGUGUCAAAUGGAUCGACCCGACUCAUCCUACGGGAGGAGUUUGA
Messenger RNA from Exophiala bonariae, 591 nucleotides. RefSeq lists its product as uncharacterized. The transcript has a single exon. The coding region runs from base 1 to 591 and encodes 196 amino acids. The record is from RefSeq and is a predicted model, not a curated record. NCBI's taxonomy places the organism in Eukaryota, Fungi, Ascomycota, Eurotiomycetes, Chaetothyriales, Herpotrichiellaceae.